This is a messenger RNA of Acaulospora colombiana, 269 nucleotides long. Lineage: Eukaryota; Fungi; Glomeromycota; Glomeromycetes; Diversisporales; Acaulosporaceae. The record is from the annotation of a GenBank genome assembly.
AUGACGCUAAGGGAAGUAGGCAGAAUAGGGACUAGGGGCUCGCCCUCACGUGACUUUAUUUGUAAUUUGUCGAAUAUUCUGGUAGACCCCUCGCCAUUCGCCAUCCAGGACAUUAUAUUAUAUUCAACUCUUACGGAAAGGAAUGCUAUUAGGAAGGAGCUCAAUGACCCGAAUCAUUCCUUGACACUGAGAAGGCCGCAUCUCACAUUACGUCCGGCUACGGUACUGCCAUCGACCAAGGAGCCAGCUUUGGCAGAAGUAGUGCAAGA